AUGGGCAAACACCUGUAUCAGCGUAUACUGGAAUAUCGACACGAUAGUCUCCACGGGGACAUUCUCGGUCCCGUUUCGGCCCGGGUCUUGGUGCAUGUUUGGGCAAAGUUCUGGGGCUCCAUGGAACCUAGAGAGGGACGAUUCAUUUGUGUUCACAAGCUGGACGAGGUAGUCGCCGCAGUUGAUCUCUGCGCUGUAUGCGUUUUUGCAUACUUUGGAGGAGGUGCCGCUCGCUAG
Messenger RNA from Aspergillus tanneri, 237 nucleotides. RefSeq lists its product as uncharacterized. The transcript is spliced from 2 exons. Bases 1 to 237 code for a protein of 78 amino acids. Lineage: Eukaryota; Fungi; Ascomycota; Eurotiomycetes; Eurotiales; Aspergillaceae. The record is from RefSeq and is a predicted model, not a curated record.